AUGCCCGGCUCGUCCUCGGCGCCUCGGCGCGGGCCUUCCUCGCAGCCGCCGCCGCCGCCGCCGCCUGCUCCUGCUCCUUCCCCGCAGGUGUCGGUGUUCCCUUCCCCGCAGGAGCUGGGCUCCGCCCUGGCGCAGCUGGUCUCCCAGCGGGAGGCGCAGUCGGGCCCCCGCUUCUCUCUGGGCCUCUCCGGGGGCAGCCUGGUCCGCCUCCUGGCCCAGGAGCUGCCCUCCGCCGCCGCAGAGCCCGCCCGCUGGCUCCUGGCCUUCGUCGACGAGCGCCGCGUCCCCCUCGGGCACCCAGACAGCAACUACGGCGCCUACAAGACAUAUCUCCUUCCCAAACUUGCUGUACCUGAGGACCAAAUUGUUGUUAUCAACCCUUCACUAACUGUAGAAGAAGCAGCUGCAGAUUAUGCCGUGAAGCUGAAAGAGGCUUUCCAGGGUGAUGAUAUGCCUGUGUUCGACCUCUUGAUCUUGGGAGUGGGGCCAGAUGGACACACCUGUUCACUUUUCCCAGAUCACCCCCUCCUACAGGAGCGGGAGAAGAUAGUGGCUGCCAUUAGUGAUUCUCCAAAGCCACCACCAGAACGGAUCACCCUGACCCUCCCAGUGCUGAAUGCAGCGAGGAGUGUGGUGUUUGUUGCCACUGGGGAUAGCAAGGCUGCUGUGAUAAAGCGCAUUUUGGAAGGUGAUGAGGAAAACCCACUACCAGCUGCUCUUGUCCAACCUCAUACUGGAAAGCUGUAUUGGUUUUUGGAUGAGCCAGCUGCGAAGGAGUUGACGAUUCCCUUUGAGAAACACUCCAUCUUGUAGAAGCUCAUCUCCUGCACCCUUUAGGGUUGGAGAAAAAUCCACCAAGGACGGGUUGUGGGUAGAGCCCCAGCCCACUAACAUUCCAGGGCACAGUCUCCACGUCUGGUUGUAGCACUCAGGAGCAGUACUAAACUAAAAAACACACACACACUUUCUGUUUCUUUUCCUCCCUUAUUUUUUUUAAAGAAGUGGUACAUUUGUGGAGCACUGUGUAACUGAUAUGAUUAUUUCUUUAGACAGGACAAAGUGUGAAAUAGGACCUGGUGAGUCCAGCUACUAGAUGUAAAGGGAAUCGCAGGGAACAGCAUUAUAUACAGUCUUUUAUCAUGUGAAUGGUCUAAUGUGGUGUACAAGUGAACGCACAAUUAAAGAUGUAAAAUAAAGCCACAGUGCUGGCGCAGUGUG
This is a messenger RNA of Sceloporus undulatus (fence lizard), 1218 nucleotides long. RefSeq names its product 6-phosphogluconolactonase (gene PGLS). NCBI's taxonomy places the organism in Eukaryota, Metazoa, Chordata, Lepidosauria, Squamata, Phrynosomatidae. The record is from RefSeq and is a predicted model, not a curated record. The transcript is spliced from 5 exons. The coding region runs from base 1 to 813 and encodes 270 amino acids. Gene Ontology annotation, molecular function: 6-phosphogluconolactonase activity. Gene Ontology annotation, biological process: pentose-phosphate shunt; carbohydrate metabolic process.